Messenger RNA from Benincasa hispida (wax gourd), 1786 nucleotides. RefSeq lists its product as uncharacterized. NCBI's taxonomy places the organism in Eukaryota, Viridiplantae, Streptophyta, Magnoliopsida, Cucurbitales, Cucurbitaceae. The record is from RefSeq and is a predicted model, not a curated record.
UCAACCUUAAUAACAAUAAUCCUUACUCUCUAAAACAACAUUCUUCCUUCCUUCUCACUGUCCCUUUGCCUUUUCAUCAUCCCUUCAUUUGUAGGGUCCCCUCUCCCAACACUCUCUGUUUCCCUCAUUAUUAAAUCCUCCUCUCCCUCCCUCUUCAUUUCCCCAACUUCCGCCCACUUUUCUUCUCUUUCCCCCCCUUUCUCCUCUCCCAUGGCAACUCCCUCUUUGUCCUUCCCUACUGAGUUUCCUUACGAUUUCGACUCCUUUUUCUCCAACUCCGACCUCAACUCGCCCGUGGAAUCGGUUGGAAGCUCUGUUACGGAUUCCACUGAUAGCAGUGGCAGCGACGAUGAUGAUUUCUUUGUGGGGUUGGCUCAGCAACUUGCAUGGACUUCCCUCUGUGAAACUGAGAAAUCUACAUCUCCUUCCUUCAAUCCAAAAAAUUUUGAGAAGAUGUAUGUUAAAGCUGGCUCUCCUCAGUCGACUUUGACUGGAAUAGACACCUGGUUUCGCCCUGAAAGUCCUUCCUCUCAGUUGCAAUCGCCUCCCAUGGCGGUUUUUGGGGCUGAGAAUGAUGCUAGAGCGCUCCUACAUGCAGCUGCUAGAGAGGCUGCUAGGUUGAAGAUGAGCGGCGAAACAACCCCAUUUCGUAACAAUGACCCUUUUAUGAGAGAAUAUGUGGGCGCUCGAUCUUCCAUUCCAGUUAAAUCUACUAACAAUGUGGAUUAUGGGGUUUUCUCGAAUCAGAACUGUGCUCGGAAUCUGGCAUUUGCCGCUCAGAUGCAGCAAGUGAAACAGGAUCUUGUACUACAAGCUCUUCGUGCUUCUUCUUGGGGAGGAAGACAAGCUAAAGUCAGCUGGUCGGCUCAGCCACACUGGAAGGCGGAGAUUCAAAGCAGAGAACGAAACGUUCUUAAUGCAAGUGGCCGGUGCGGUGGAAACACCGGCGGAUUGUACCACUCCCCAUGGCUUCCGCCGCCCCAAAAUCAGCAACCACCGUCCAACCCCUCCGUAAUGCGCUGUAUUCACCCCGGCAGAUCUGGCGUGAAAAGGGCUUCCUCCGGCACCGGUGUUUUCUUGCCUCGCAGAUACAUAAGCCCUUCAGAAUGCCGCCAGAAACAAGGAAGCCCAGCCGUUCGAUUUGCAGAGGAAAUGAAAAGCCCCAUUCAAGCUCCAUUAAACGGCUGGCUAUCCCCUAGCAUCGAUUCAAUGUUAUCUCGAAGAAAUAAUCCCCUUCUGCCAUUGCCAAGGAGUUUCCGGACAGAGGGAGCCAUGAAUCAAGAACUUCACCUACCUCAGGAAUGGACAUACUGAUGUUGGGAAAGCAGAGAAGAGUUAGAGAUGGAAAUUGUUUUGUAGGGUUUUAAAAAAGAAGCCAUUAAAGUAGGCAUUUAGUAGCAUUAAUUUAUGAAUGAAGAAGAAAAAGGAUUGAAAAGGAAGUUUUUUUUUUUAGAAUUAGGGAAGCAGCAAUAAGUAACCAUGAAGUUAUUUAUUGAAUGAUGAUGUUCAUGUUGGUAGGCAGCUUUAAUAAUAAAGGAAACAGUGAAAGUAGUAGUGAGAAGGAUAUCAAGAAGGAUGAAAGCUUGAAAAACAAAAAGGACAGGGAUGGUCUUGUGUCCUUGUAAUAAUUCUGUAAUUUUGUGUUAUAGUGAUUUUAGAAAUGUUUUUUUUUUUUUCCCUUUUUUGGGUGGGGAAAAUAUAAAACCCUCUCUGGCUUGUAAUUUCCUUGAAUGAUUUAAGGAUAUGCUUUUAAUAAAUAAUAAGAUAUAUGUUGGCUUUUCUUACA